UUUUGGAAGUAAAAUAUCUCAUAUAUUCAUAUAGAGAGUACAUAUAUAUUACAUACAGACUGUAUUUAAAAUCCGGAUUAUUUUCCUUAAGAUUUGGCAACAUUUAUACAAAAAAAAAACUCUAAAGCGUAUUCUAUUUGGAGGUUUUACACCUGACAUAGUGAAUUGCUAAAGUCAAUCAAAUACCUAAAAACCGUUGACCAAAACAAAGACUUCCAACAAAGACAUUGCUUUUUGUUAUGUUAAUCUCGCUGUCAUUGAUCAUUUCUAGAGUCUUCAUUGUUGUCAUCAAUCAUAAUUAACUGUUUUUUCUUUUAAAGUCGUGUCUCUCUCUUGGGGGAGAGAUAUCCACAAUACUAGUAGUAUAAUUAAACAAGGGUUGAUUACUUCUUCAUUUUCUGGGUUUGCGUUUAAAGUCUUCAUUAAUUCUUACAACGUAAGUUUAAACUCAAAACUCAAUGCAAUGUUAUAAAGUAAAGAGGCUUUGGUAAUGCGACUGCUAGAAUACAAAGAGGGUUUUAAUUCUCAGGUCUUAGUCGUCGUCUGUCUCUCAUCCACUUUUAAAAGGCAUCUACUUUUUUGUGAUUCAUAUUGAAUCUUUUCCCUUUUUUAUUCAAAAAUUGAAUCUUUUUUUUUUAAUUGUUCCAGAAUCUGCCCUGAAAAUAGUUUUCUUUUGGUAAAACCCUAUUGGGAUUAACAUAAUCUCGAUGCAAUUGUGUUCGUGUUGAGCAGUGUGGCUCCUUCUUCUUCAGGGUAGGAAGCAAAUUGGUGAAAAGUUUCCUGUUUUGGAAAGGUUUGAUUUGUCUUCUUCUUCUUCUUUGGAAAGUGGCCUUCUUCAAGGGGGUUUUAGCACUCGGUGAAAGUUUCCUGCUUUUUGGAAGGUUUUGCUUUUGGAAUCUAUGUUUGGAGGUGUCUUUUCUGUGCCUGUGAACAAUCCUCACUUGCGCAAAUCUGGAAGUAGGCUCAUCAUCGCUAAUCUUGGAGAGAAUGACUUGAAGAACUCAAGUAUGCAACUAGGUACAAUUGCGAAACUGCGAAGCCCUUUACUCCUUAGCAGCCUCAAGGUUGCUCUGUAUGUUGGUGGUCUUUAUGUUUGUGGAAAGAUUGGAUGGGAAUCUGUAAUGAAAAUGGGACAAGACACAAGAGAACUGUUCUUCUAUGAAACCUUUCUGUAUUAUAACCCUCUCCUUCUCAUUACAAUGAUGGUUUGGCUCUGGGGUGUUAACUUGUGGGUGUUUUCUCGAACUGGAGUCGAUUACGCAGCGAUAUUUUAUCUAGGACCAGAUCAUCUUAGUCACAAAGAGAUAUGGAAGUGUGCUAGGUGGAUGACGACGAUAAUAUUAACUAGCAUGACUGCGUAUCUGUAUCUGUACUCGCAUGGAGAUGUGUCCUUGGCUGCUUCUCAACCAAUUGUUUUGUAUCUCUCUGCUGUGAUCAUUCUCAUCAUCCCUUUCGAUAUCUUCUACAUGUCCUCUCGUUACUACUUGCUAUGGACUUUUUGGCGCAUUCUCUUCCCUGUUCAGACGGUGUCGUUUUCAGACUUCUUCCUAGCUGAUAUCCUUACUUCUUUGUCAAAGGUAACACAAACUUUUUAUAAUAUCUAUGAUGUUUUGAAUCCAGUUUCUGAACAAGACAAAGUUUAUGCGCAGGUUCUGUCUGAUUUGGAGCGUUCAGUAUGUCGUAUGGUCCAUAGACAGGUAGCUACUGUUGCAUGGUUUGAAGCAGAUUCGGUUUGUGGGAGUCAUUCAGCUGUGAUUCCCUUGGUUCUUGUCCUACCUUAUCUUUUCCGCCUGUUCCAAUGCAUUCGCCAGUACAAAGAUAGCAAAGACAUUGCAAACAUCUGGAAUGCUGGGAAGUAUUUAACGGCAGUGCCAGUCAUCUUUCUGUCAGCACUCAAGUAUUUUAUCGAUCAGGAUACAUGGACUUACUCCAUUCAACCUGCUUGGAUCCUCUCUGGUCUAGCCAACACUUUCUUCUCCUUCUUUUGGGAUGUUUUACGCGAUUGGGAUCUAAGUGUCUUCACUCGGAUUUUCAAAUUCACCAAACCAAAUCUUUGCUCCCAUCUUCUCUAUGGACGCCGUUGGGUGUAUGUUUGGGUGAUUGGAAGCAAUCUAGUACUAAGGUGGACAUGGACGUACAAGCUAUCAGCUCAUCUCCGUAACAACUACAUCACGGUCUUCAUCAUCACUCUUCUGGAGAUUUACAGGCGGUUCCAGUGGGCGUUUUUCCGUAUAGAGAACGUGUGGUACAAGAUCAACAACCCCAAGCGUACUACUUCUCAUCAGACGAAUCCUGUUUCACUCCAAAACGAUAACGGUGGCGAACAGGAGAAGUUACUCGCACAUAGUCACAGCCUCGGUGUAUAAGAAGAAUGCCACAGGUUUUCUUGUUUCUUUGCUGAGGUUUAUGAAACAAGUUUUGAACAACAAGCACAUACAAAGUACGCUUUCUUUUGUACUUUAUAACUUGUAACUUCUAUUACAGAGAAAUAGAGAGAAAGAGAGACUGACUCUCUAAUAUACAGAAAGAUGUGUAACUUUUAUAGACUACUGGAAUAAUAUAAACAUUACCUGUUUUGUGAACUUAAAA
This is a messenger RNA of Brassica rapa (field mustard), 2589 nucleotides long. RefSeq names its product SPX and EXS domain-containing protein 3. Gene Ontology annotation, cellular component: cytoplasm; membrane. NCBI's taxonomy places the organism in Eukaryota, Viridiplantae, Streptophyta, Magnoliopsida, Brassicales, Brassicaceae. The record is from RefSeq and is a predicted model, not a curated record.